This is a messenger RNA of Diceros bicornis minor, 9898 nucleotides long. It is a transcript of the gene DOCK5, whose product is annotated as dedicator of cytokinesis 5. NCBI's taxonomy places the organism in Eukaryota, Metazoa, Chordata, Mammalia, Perissodactyla, Rhinocerotidae. Gene Ontology annotation, cellular component: plasma membrane; cytoplasm. The transcript is spliced from 52 exons. Gene Ontology annotation, biological process: cell migration; small GTPase-mediated signal transduction. The coding region runs from base 176 to 5836 and encodes 1886 amino acids. The record is from RefSeq and is a predicted model, not a curated record. Gene Ontology annotation, molecular function: GTPase activator activity; small GTPase binding; guanyl-nucleotide exchange factor activity.
CGGAUCCCGUGCGGACGCGGGCGGCGCGGCGGGGCGCCGGCUCGCGGGGUCGGGCGAAGUUUGCCGGAACAUGGCGGAGGAGCCCGGGGCGCGCAGGAGCGCGGCGCGGCGGCGGCCGGCGCCCCAGGAGCUGUAGCCGCUGCAGCCGCCGCCGCCGCGGGCUGAGGUGGCCGCCAUGGCCCGCUGGAUCCCGACCAAGAGGCAGAAGUACGGGGUUGCGAUCUAUAAUUACAAUGCCUCUCAAGAUGUGGAGCUCUCCUUGCAGAUUGGAGACACGGUUCACAUCCUGGAGAUGUAUGAGGGUUGGUACAGAGGAUAUACCCUCCGAAAUAAAUCUAAAAAGGGUAUUUUCCCUGAAACGUAUAUCCAUUUGAAAGAGGCAACCGUGGAAGACCGAGGGCAGCACGAAACUGUGAUUCCUGGUGAGCUCCCACUGGUGCAGGAGCUCACGUCGACCCUGCGAGAAUGGGUUGUCAUCUGGCACAAGCUCUAUGUGAACAGCAAGGUCACACUCUUCCGGCAGCUGCAGCAGAUGACCUACAGCCUGAUCGAGUGGCGGUCCCAGAUCCUGUCUGGAACACUCCCCAAGGACGAACUGGCAGAGCUCAAGAAGAAGGUCACAGCCAAAAUUGAUCACGGGAAUAGGAUGCUUGGGUUAGAUCUGGUAGUGCGAGAUGACAAUGGGAACAUCUUGGACCCGGACGAAACCAGCACCAUUGCCCUUUUCAAGGCCCAUGAAAUGGCCUCAAAAAGGAUUGAGGAAAAGAUCCAAGAGGAAAAGUCAUUUCUGCAGAACAUGGACUUGCGGGGCCAGUCCAUCUUCAGUGCAGUCCACACCUACGGGCUCUACGUGAACUUCAAGAACUUUGUCUGCAACAUUGGGGAGGACGCAGAGUUGUUCAUGGCCCUCUAUGACCCGGACCAGUCCACUUUCAUCAGUGAGAAUUACCUAAUUCGUUGGGGCAGUAAUGGGAUGCCCAAGGAAAUAGAGAAGCUUAAUAACCUUCAAGCGGUCUUUACUGACCUCAGCAGCACAGACCUUAUCCGGCGCCGCAUCAGCCUUGUGUGCCAGAUUGUCCGGGUGGGCCACAUGGAGCUGAAGGAGGGAAAAAAGCACACCUGUGGACUCCGAAGACCUUUUGGAGUAGCAGUGAUGGAUAUUACUGAUAUCGUACAUGGGAAGGUGGAUGAUGAAGAAAAGCAGCAUUUUAUUCCCUUUCAGCAGAUUGCAAUGGAAACCUAUAUCCGGCAGAGACAGCUAAUCAUGUCGCCCCUGAUAACGUCCCAUGUGAUUGGGGAGAAUGAGCCACUGACGUCAGUCUUGAAUAAAGUGAUAGCAGCGCGGGAAGUGAAUCACAAAGGACAAGGACUUUGGGUGUCCUUGAAGCUGUUGCCAGGUGACCUCACACAAGUUCAGAAGACUUUUUCACACUUGGUGGAUAGAUCAACAGCAAUCGCCCGAAAAAUGGGCUUUCCUGAAAUAAUACUUCCAGGAGAUGUUCGGAAUGAUAUUUAUGUCACCCUGAUCCAUGGGGAGUUUGACAAAGGGAAAAAGAAGACGCCAAAGAACGUGGAGGUGACCAUGUCUGUGUAUGACGAGGAGGGCAGGCUCUUGGAGAAAGCAAUUCAUCCUGGUGCUGGAUACGAAGGCAUUUCAGAGUACAAGUCAGUCGUCUAUUACCAAGUGAAGCAGCCCUGCUGGUAUGAGACCGUCAAGGUAUCCAUUGCUAUAGAAGAAGUUACUCGCUGCCACAUAAGAUUCACCUUCCGACACAGGUCAUCUCAGGAAUCCAGAGAUAAGUCGGAGCGAGCAUUUGGGGUGGCCUUCGUAAAACUGAUGAACCCGGAUGGCACCACUCUGCAGGAUGGGAGGCAUGAUCUGGUGAUUUAUAAGGGUGACAACAAGAAAAUGGAAGAUGCUAAAUUCUACCUGACCCUGCCUGGAACCAAGGUAGAGAUGGAAGAAAAAGAGCUCCAAGCAUCCAAAAACCUGGCCACCUUCACCCCAACCAAGGAGAGCACAAAAGAUAGCUUUCAGAUUGCCACCCUCAUUUGCUCCACAAAGCUCACCCAGAAUGUUGACCUGUUAGGCUUGUUAAAUUGGCGUUCGAACUCCCAGAACAUUACACACAACUUAAAGAAGUUGAUGGAGGUGGAUGGAGGAGAGAUUGUUAAGUUUUUGCAAGAUACACUAGAUGCACUUUUUAACAUAAUGAUGGAAAUGUCAGACAAUGAAACGUAUGACUUCCUUGUGUUUGAUGCACUGGUAUUUAUUAUCUCGCUGAUAGGAGACAUCAAGUUCCAGCAUUUUAAUCCUGUCCUUGAAACCUACAUUUACAAGCACUUCAGUGCCACUUUGGCAUAUGUGAAACUCUCCAAGGUACUGAACUUUUAUGUGGCUAAUGCAGAUGACUCAAGCAAGACAGAAUUGCUCUUUGCUGCUUUGAAAGCAUUAAAGUACUUGUUCAGAUUCAUCAUCCAAUCUAGAGUGCUCUACCUGAGAUUUUAUGGCCAAAGUGAAGAUGGAGAUGAAUUUAAUAAUUCAAUCCACCAGUUAUUUCUUGCUUUCAACACGCUCAUGGACAGGCCUCUGGAGGAAGCUGUCAAGAUCAAGGGGGCAGCUUUGAAGUACCUUCCUAGCGUAAUUAAUGACGUCAAACUUGUGUUUGAUCCUAUUGAGCUCAGUGUGCUCUUCUGCAAGUUCAUUCAAAGCAUUCCUGACAACCAGUUAGUUCGCCAGAAACUUAACUGCAUGACCAAGAUAGUGGAGAGUAAUCUGUUUCGGCAGUCAGAGUGCAGAGACGUGCUGCUGCCGCUGCUGACAGACCAGCUCAGCGGCCAGUUAGACGACAACUCCAGCAGGCCUGACCAUGAGGCAAGCUCGCAGCUUCUGAGCAACAUCCUGGAAGUGCUGGACAGGCAGGAUGUGAAAAGUGAAGCUGAGACAGAAGAUGGUGUCAGUGCCUGUGUCUCCCCCCAGGGCCCCACGGCGACGCACAGACAGCUGAUAGUGGAACGGCUGCUGAGGAGGAUCAACCGGACCGUGAUUGGGAUGAGCCGGCAGUCCCCCCACAUCGGGAGUUUUGUUGCUUGCAUGAUCGCCAUCCUGCGGCAAAUGGAUGACAGCCACUACACCCACUAUAUCAGCACGUUCAAAACCAGACAAGAUAUCAUCGACUUCCUCAUGGAAACUUUUAUCAUGUUUAAGGAUCUGAUUGGAAAGAAUGUCUACGCCAAAGACUGGAUGGUCAUGAAUAUGAUGCAGAGCAGGGUUUUCCUCCGGGCCAUAAAUCAGUUUGCUGAGGUUCUCACAAGGUUCUUCAUGGAUCAGGCAAGCUUUGAACUUCAGCUCUGGAACAAUUACUUCCAUUUGGCAGUAGCAUUUCUCACCCAUGAGUCCCUUCAGCUUGAAACCUUCUCACAAGCCAAGCGCAGCAAAAUUGUAAAAAAAUACGGGGACAUGAGAAAGGAAAUCGGCUUUAGAAUCCGGGACAUGUGGUAUAACCUGGGUCCCCACAAAAUCAAAUUUAUCCCAUCCAUGGUGGGUCCCAUUCUGGAAGUCACAUUGACCCCUGAAGUAGAGCUCCGGAAAGCCACCAUCCCCAUUUUCUUUGAUAUGAUGCAGUGUGAGUUCAAUUUCAGUGGAAAUGGCAAUUUCCAUAUGUUUGAGAAUGAGUUGAUCACAAAGCUGGACCAAGAAGUAGAAGGGGGCAGAGGAGAUGAACAAUACAAGGUCCUUCUGGAAAAACUGCUCCUAGAACAUUGCCGGAAACAUAAAUACCUCUCCAGCUCUGGAGAGGUAUUCGCACUCCUGGUCAGCAGCCUCUUAGAGAAUCUCUUGGACUACCGAACCAUCAUCAUGCAUGACGAGAGCAAGGAAAACCGCAUGAGCUGCACCGUUAAUGUGCUGAAUUUUUAUAAAGAAAAGAAGAGAGAGGACAUAUACAUAAGGUACCUGUACAAGCUGCGAGAUUUGCACCGAGACUGUGAGAACUACACAGAAGCUGCCUACACGCUUCUCUUACAUGCUGAGCUUCUGCAGUGGUCUGACAAGCCCUGUGUACCCCAUUUGCUUCAGAGGGACAGUUACUAUGUUUAUACCCAGCAAGAGCUCAAAGAGAAGCUGUAUCAAGAAAUCAUAUCAUAUUUUGACAAAGGCAAAAUGUGGGAGAAGGCAAUCAAACUGAGCAAAGAGUUGGCUGAGACGUAUGAGAGCAAAGUAUUUGACUACGAGGGCCUUGGCAAUCUCCUGAAAAAAAGAGCCUCGUUUUAUGAGAACAUCAUUAAGGCAAUGAGGCCUCAGCCAGAAUACUUUGCUGUUGGAUACUAUGGACAGGGCUUUCCUUCUUUCCUACGGAACAAAAUCUUCAUCUACCGGGGGAAGGAGUAUGAGAGGCGAGAAGACUUCAGCCUGAGGUUGCUGACCCAGUUCCCCAAUGCUGAGAAGAUGACCAGCACCACGCCCCCGGGAGAGGACAUCAAGUCCUCCCCUAAGCAGUACAUGCAGUGUUUCACCGUAAAGCCGGUGAUGAGCCUGCCGCCCAGCUACAAGGAUAAACCAGUUCCAGAGCAGGUCUUAAACUACUACAGAGCCAAUGAAGUGCAGCAGUUCAGAUAUUCCCGGCCGUUCCGGAAAGGAGAAAAGGAUCCAGACAAUGAAUUUGCUACCAUGUGGAUUGAAAGGACCACAUAUACGACUGCAUAUACCUUUCCUGGGAUUCUCAAGUGGUUUGAAGUCAAACACAUUUCAACAGAGGAAAUCAGCCCUCUGGAGAAUGCCAUAGAAACCAUGGAACUCACCAAUGAGAGGAUCAGCAACUGUGUUCAGCAGCAUGCCUGGGACCGGUCCCUCUCUGUGCAUCCUCUCUCCAUGCUGCUCAGUGGCAUCGUAGACCCAGCUGUCAUGGGGGGAUACUCCAACUAUGAAAAGGCCUUUUUUACAGAAAAGUACUUGCAGGAGCAUCCUGAAGACCAGGAGAAGAUUGAGCUGCUAAAGCAACUCAUAGCGUUACAGAUGCCUCUGCUGACAGAGGGGAUCCGCAUCCAUGGGGAGAAGCUCACGGAGCAGCUAAAGCCGCUGCACGACCGCUUGUCUUCUUGCUUCCGGGAACUCAAGGAGAAAGUGGAAAAGCUCUAUGGGGUUAUAACACUGCCACCCAACUUGACUGAGAGGAAGCAAAGCCGCACAGGGUCUGUCGUACUACCCUACAUCAUGUCGUCUACGCUGCGGAGAUUGUCCGUCACCUCGGUGACUUCCUCUGUGAUUUCCACCUCUUCUAACUCGUCGGAUAAUGCUCCUUCCAGACCCGGAUCUGAUGGGUCAAUCCUGGAGCCACUUUUGGAGCGCAGGGCCUCGUCAGGCGCCAGAGUUGAAGAUCUGCCCCUCAAAGAGGACAGUGAGAACCGGAUCAGCAAGUUCAAGAGAAAAGACUGGAACCUGAGCAAGUCCCAGGUCAUUGCAGAGAAAGCGCCGGAACCUGAUCUAAUGAGCCCAACCAGGAAAGCACAGAGGCCAAAGAGUCUGCAGCUGUCGGAUAAUCGGCUGACGCCGUUCCAUGGUUCUUCACCUCCUCAGUCCGCACUCUUGAGCCCCCCUCCACUCACUCCUAAAGCUACCAGGACCCUGAGCUCCCCGUCUUUGCAGACAGAUGGGCUGAUGACUGCUGCUGUCCCACCUCCGCCUCCCCCCAAAAGCAAGCCCUACGAGAGCAGCCAGAGGAACUCCACGGAGAUUGCCCCGCCACUGCCUGUCCGAAGAGAAGCCAAAGCCCCACCCCCACCACCUCCAAAAGCUCGGAAAUCUGGCAUCCUUUCCUCUGAGACGGGAUCCCAGUGAGGAUCUCGUCCUCUCUCUGGAUCUCUGAGCGCCUCGGACAGCUGAUGCCUGGGAGCUGGCCUCCAGGGGCCAGUGCCCUCAUUGCAUGGGGCCCCCUGCUGACUGCUGUUGCUCAUCUGGGAUGAGGUUCACCAGCUCAAAACCAGUUUCGUUCGUUCGAAAGCUUCUCUUUGAUUGAUGUCUGAGGCCAUGCCACGUCUCCUCCAGUCCACGAGGAAUUCCAGAAUUGGCCAUAUCCUGUGCGUUUCUCAAAGGAGAGAUCUCCCUCACCGUUAUUAAAUUUCAGCCUCCAGCACAGAACCACUGGGGCCUACAAAAGCCUGAAUAAGUUCUUCUGUGGUGAUAGAACAACCCCAGUGGGGUUUCUUGCUUGGCUUCUGGAAAGCUAUGCUUGAGACUUAGUUUUCUCACGUGGACAUACCUUAUCCCAUAUAACAUUGGAAAAGACUGAUAUGAGGUACUUUGGUAGCCAAAAUAAUCUUACCUUCCUAAUGUCUACUGUGUCUCCUUUGAGGAAAGAAUAUCUUUUUAAUGGAGAUUGGCCACUUUCAAGUAUGAAUGGCUAUCAUUAUUGAAAAAACAUGGACUCAAUCAUGAGCCCUGAGCACCUGUGUCCCCCCACCCCCACCCACUUGUGACACAGGAAAGCUGCCCCCAACCUGCCCCGGGAGUCCCUCACACUCCUGACUAAUGGACUAAUGGCCCUCACUGCAUGAAAGUGCCACCUGCCUGCUACGGACUCUUCUGACGCUUUCUUUUGCACACACAUUUUCUUGUCCUGUUACCUCCUCUGAGCUCAGAUCACUGGAAACAAGGGAGUUUGAAGCCUGGGUUCAAUAGCUUCUCUUCCAGAUCCCAUUUGGAUGGCUCAGCGGCCCCUAUCUGCACCCUGAUUUUACCCUGAAGAAUACAGUGCAAUAGCUCCCUUUGAUUAUUUAUUCCUCUUGAUUGUGGAAUUAAUUUGAUUACGUGUUUAUGGUACUAAUGUCAGUACUCCUUUCGGAAGAAAAACUGGGGUGAUUUAGAUGAUCAGGUAUUUCCUACACCUGCAUAAACAACCACACAAAGUUAAAGACAUUUUGAGCUGGAAGGGCCUUAAAGGCCAUACAAACAACCCCCUCAUUUUGUAGAUGAGGAAAUUGAGGCUAAACACAGAAAAUCCUAUGAGAGAUUCUUACUAACCCAGCUUGCAGUUGAGGCUGUCCCCAAUAACCCUUAGAUCUAGGGGACAACCCUGACCACUCUUGAAUCCCUACCCCUAGUUGGAGCAACAGGGGAGAUGUCCCAGGUGUCUCUAUACUACUUAAUUGUUUAUGGCAAAGUAGAAGACUCUGGUUGUGGAUCCCCAGGUCAACAUGUGGGGAAGCUCACCCGGGCUCUCUUCCCCCACCUGGCCGGGUCCCCUCUCCUCCGAGGUCGAGGGAGGAGAGAGAGAUUUCAGUUCCGAGAAUUUGGAUUUGCUUUCCUGCCUCUUUGUUUGUGUGCCUCUUUCACCAGGACCUCUCUUAGGAGAGACAUAUUAAUUCAUCACAGGGUCAAGGAAGUAAAACCCUCUGAGACGUGUCCAGCAUUACUCAAGAAAUUAGCAUGCAUACUUAAAAGGGGUGAGGAAAAGUUUAUUCUUCACUCCCACUCUGAAGAACCUACAGUGUGGUAUAAUGGGAAGAAGCUGGGCUUUAGAAGAAAGCCCAUUUGGUGUCAGAUCGUCCCAGCUACAUCCUCUGUUAACUUUGCAAACUCCCUCAAAUUAUUUGAAAUUCUCUGAGCUUUCAUUUCUUCACGUUUCAAAAUGGGGAUAAUGCCUGCCACACAGGAUGUUGUGAGGUUCAAAUGGGAUCGAAUAUAUGAAGUAGCAGGUGCUCACGAAAUGGUCCUUUCUUUUCUCUGCUAGGCCUGAGUAAGAUCUGGAACUCUCUAAGAGCAUUAUUGAUCCUCCUGUUUUUCCAAGGUAGUUUGGAAUGUGAUUGCAAGUUAGUUAUGCACAUACCAUCCCUCUCUCAAAGAUGGCUUCUUUUGGAGUCUCUUACAUAAUCACUUAGCACUAGAGACACAGUGUUAAUAAGAAGUGAAGAGGAUUUUAAGUGGAAAGAGCUGAUGAGAAUGGAGGAAGAGAAUGAAGAGAAGGAAUGGAAAGUUUGUGCAGGGCUGACAAGGAGCCUGGAGCAGCUUCUGAGACUUAGCAGCCUGGCAGACUGGCGAGAGGGGAUGAGUAUGCCUCACCCUGCUUUUCAGGCUGCCGUUAAAAUAGAAAGAUGUAAACUAGGUCACGAGAAACCAAACCUAGAGCAUGUCCCUUCAGAGCAGUGGAAGUGAGACCUGCAGUCUGGUGUUUGAUCAGAGGCUGGGGAAAUCUGAUCCAUCAGUGCCCAAAUACCUUCCAUUUUUUAAUAUAACACAUUUUUCCAUAUGAUUCCCUUUGCACAUUAAUGGGCAUACUAGGUCUCUGCUGCCUGAAUUCAAAGGAUUCCAGGUAACGUUGUGAAUAAUAAAUUAUAGGGGACAUUGGAAGGUUCAUCUCCUUGGAAAGGCACUGGGUCAGGAAGAGUCAUAUUUGACAAAAGAUCAUAAAUACUGUCUGUCCUGAAGUCAAAGAGGAAGACUACAAAGAAAUGCCUUAUGAUCACCUUAAAUAUAUGAGAGAUGAGGGGCAGGGAAUACAAUGAGAAGAACUGGUUUUUAUUUUCUUUGAUAAAAAUUCUGGAAUAUUGCAAGACAUUGAAAGUAGCCCCCAAAUUGUCACAACCUUUGUGGAUAUUGGUUUAUGGAAUUUUUCUUUUAGUCUCUUUUUUUCUCUCUCUCUGUCCUUGUGACUUGUCUUACUUUGCGAUUUUUUUCAAGAAUUGUUUCAUUCAACGUAUAUUAAGCUCUUACUGAAUGCCAGACACUGUACUAGACCCAGGAUGUGACAGUUCAGUGUGUUCAAUGGAAAGAGCCCUGGUGUACAAAGACUGUGGUGUGCUGUGGGAUUGACAAGAGAGUGGUAUUAGAGGAAAAGGGAACCCUAAAUAACCCUAAGCAACCAGGGCUGCUGGGCCCUGGGUUGCCUCCUCCUCCACCUUCCCACCUUGAUUCCAGAAUUGUGGUCAUUUUCUCCUGCUGGGGAGACCCACUGAAAACUGCUGCCACACUGCAGACUCCUAAGAAGAAACCAGGGAUAAACCAGGAUUUCAGAUAACAAUCUACCUUUGUUCACUCUCCCCUCUGCUUGCCCCCAGAUCAUGGGAUGAUUUCUUGUUUUAAAUUGAGACGUAACUUACAUACAGUUAAAGGCACAAAUCUUAGGUGCACAGAUGGAUGAAAUUUACAUACGUACGCACUCCUGUCACCACUUCUCAGAUCCAGACGAACACUACUUCCAGCACCUCUCAUGUCCAUGUGGCAUUUUGUAAAAGGUAUUUAGAACCAGGCCCUGCACAUUUGUGCCUUCCUUCCCUCACUUCUCGGGUAUAAUGAAAAGGGGAGAAAAACCCCACCGUCAACACAAAACAAGACCAUAAAGACUGUGUACCUUUUGGCAAGUCAAUCUGUAGUCAGUCCCUGGGCCUCAGUUUCCUCAUGUGAAUAUAUAUACAUAAUAUUUGAGGCUUCGUGAUUUGCAGAAUCCUUUCAGCCCUAGCUUUCUUUUGUUCUAAGUGAAUGAAAAAGAGUCAGAAGGAAACUAAGUUCCGGAACAAAGCCUUCUAGGUCUGUGCACCAUGACCAAGUGGAGUUUUAAAAUUAAGUCAGAAAAGUUAAGUUCCUCUUCUGGUAGCUUGAGAGUGGAACCUUCAGUUCUAAUCUAUAGAAGAAAAAAGUUUUCCUUCCAAGUUGAUGAUUUUAGGCUGAUUCUUAUGAUCUAGUCAAAACUGAGCUGCAAUAUACGCUGCCCAAACUCAUCUAUUAGUCAAAUUUUGUGAGUUGUUCAUCCAAACUUUGUCAAAAACUCUGUUGCCAUGAUUUUGUAAACUAGUUGGGUUUCAAACAUGGACAGUUAGGAAGAUGUGCAUUGAAGCAGAAAAAUUUUGUUCAGAUUUGCUGUUAUUUAUUUUUUAAAUUAAAAAUGGAAAUGUAUUUUAAAGUUUA